Rubroshorea leprosula is the source of this 3823-nucleotide messenger RNA. Lineage: Eukaryota; Viridiplantae; Streptophyta; Magnoliopsida; Malvales; Dipterocarpaceae. The record is from the annotation of a GenBank genome assembly.
CAAUUAUUUGGCAUGCUUUAAAUCCUGAUUCGGGCACCCAUAUUUACUUACCGAGAUAUUUUAUCUCACGGUUUCCUUGUCCACCAUUUCAGGUAGUGAGACCCGACGCGUGGGAAGCCCGGGGGAGUGACGAGCUAGACGGCUAGGCAUUUUUGGAGUUAGUUCUGUAGCUAGGCCGUUAGUCACCCAUGCUGACUUAGGAAUUUUGUGUACAGAACUCCUGUAGUGAUAGUAAGGAUUGUAUAAAUGAAUCAUAACUUUUUGUACACUUUGACAGGUAAAUGUGUAGAAAGAAAAUGAAAUUAGAUAUGACCUGAAUUAUCUGAAUUGAUAGCAUGAAUUUAGUAGGUUUCGAGCCUUGUGCACUGUGGGACCCGUUCCCGAGUGCACGGCGUCUGUUUCGCUCUCGGUUUGGGGCGUGACAUCAUCAAUCAACAUAAUCCAGGCAUUUUUGUCAUAAUGGAGACUAAACUGGUAGGGGCAAGAGCUAGCAAGGCUGCUGAAGCUCUCGGAUUUCCUAGGAAGGUUAUUGUGGAUGCUGAUGGCCUUGCUGGGGGCAUUUGGCUUUUGUGGGAUGACAAGAAAUUCUGUGUGGACAUCCUAAGCACAAGCCCACAAGUCAUUCAUGCUACGGUCCAGGUCCAUACUAUUGAAACUACUGUCACCACUCAUUUCAAAAGUCUGUAUUCUACCUCGCUGACUCAUUCCUUUCAUGACUCAUUCAACAAUAUUCAAAAUGGCCAUAUUGUGAGUUCUUCUUCUUGGCAUCUGCUGACCUCUCCUCCAUCUGAUAGCGAGAUUAAAAAAGCUAUCUUUUCCAUGAAACCUUUUAAAGCGCCUGGACCUGAUGGACUCCAUGCGACUUUUUUUCAAAAAUUUUGGCUCUUACUCAAGGAUAAGCUUUGCCUUGAAAUUAGGGACAUCUUUUCUUCAGGUGUUAUGCCAGACUCUUGGAGUGCUAGUUUGAUUGCACUCAUCCCUAAGAACAGUAAUCCAGAAUCUAUCUCUCAAUUUAGGCCAAUUGGCCUUUGCAAUGUCCCCUAUAAGAUUGUUACAAAAAUCAUUGUCCUUCGCCUUAAGGAAUUGAUGGGAGAUUUAAUUUCUCCUAUGCAAUCUAGUUUUUUACCUGGGCAAAAUGGUAUUGACAAUGUUAUUCUCCUUCGUGAAUUUGUCCAUUCCUUUCACAAAAGAAAGGGGAGGCAAGGCGACAUGAUUGUUAAACUGGAUUUAGAAAAGGCUUUUGAUCGAUUGGAAUGGAGCUUCAUCAAGGAGGCACUUAUCUUUUCUAAUUUGCCACCUUUAAUGAUUAAGCUCAUCAUGUCUUGUAUCUCCUCGACGUCCCUUUCUUGCAUUAUUAAUGGAGGAGCUACUGAUUCUUUUAAACCAUGUCAUGGCCUUAGGCAAGGGGACCCUCUCUCCCCUUACUUAUUUAUUCUUUGUCUUGAAUUCCUUUUGUUAAAACUCCAUCAUGACAUUAGUAUUGGGCUUUGGAAAGGCUCAAAAUUAGGAAAGUCUAAACCUCUUUUCUCCCAUAUUUUCUUUACAGAUGAUCUUAUUUUUGCUGGUAAAGCUUCGAUUUCUAAUGCCUCUUAUCUCAAGGAGAUGCUAGAUUUCUUUUGUUUUCGUUCUAGGCAAAGCAUCAACCAAGAGAAAUCCAAAGUCUUUUUCUCCACUAAUGUUAACUCUGCUACUAGAUAUGAUAUCUGUCAGACUCUUGGAUAUGUGGAGACUUUGUCUUUAGGGAAGUAUUUGGGAUUUCCUAUCUCUCCCAAAAAGGUCAAAAAAUCUAAUUGUGCAUUUAUUGUUGACAAAGUCAGAUCCAAGAUAGCGGGAUGGAAGGCCAAUAAGCUAUCUCUUGCCGAGAGAGCUACUUUGGCAUCCUCUGUCCUUUCUUCCAUUCCUAACUACUACAUGCAGGGAAUGGACCUCCCAGCAUCUGUCCAUUCUGAGCUUGACACUAUCUCUAGAAAUUUUAUUUGGGGAUCUACCUCUAACAAGAGGAAAGCCAACUUAGUUUCUUGGGAAAGGAUUACCCAACCAAAAAAAGUUGGUGGAAUUGGUAUUAAGGCCAACAAAGAAGCCAACCAAGCUGCCAUGCCUAAGCUUCAUUGGAGAAUGACCACUAAAACUCACAAGCCAUGGGCCAAAGCCUUCAUUUCCAAAUACAAGAUCAAAACUCCCCUCCAUAACUUCUCAACAUUGUCAUCCCCUGUAUGUAAGGAUAUCAGUAAGGGAAGAGAUAUUAUUGAGAAGGGUAUAAGUUGGAUUCCCCGAGAUGGCUCUAGAAUUCUUUUUUGGCAGGAUAAAUGGCUCUUCAAGGAAUCCCUUUGCUCCAUUUAUCAUGGUCCUUUUAGACCACAUGACUUUUUUAUUACCUUGAAGGAUAUUUUGCUUCCGGAUGGCAAAUGGAAUUUGGAUAUUAUUGCCUAUCCAUUAUCGCAAGACAUCAUGCAAAAAAUUAUUGCCACUCCUAUUCAGAAACAUAGCUCUGAUCAAGACUCCUUCAUCUGGAAUUCAGCUUCAAAUGGCAAAUUUUCUAUGAAAUCUACCUACUACAUGGCCAAGAAUAUUCAAAGGCCACAGGAUGAAAAUUGGAAGCAGUUAUCUAUUAUUCAGCUUAAGCACACUACGUUAGACAAAGCUCAGGAAUUUAUCAAGCACAAUCCUACCCAUAUUGAGUCUAAACCCAAAAAUACAAUUUCUGUGGGUUGGGUUCCCCCGCCAGAUGGCUUUGUCAAGCUUAACACCAACGGUUCUGCUCUUGGAAACCCAAGUAUAACUAGAGCUGGAGGUCUUCUUCGAGACCACCUUGAACGUCUUUCUGAUGUUCAGAUUAUCCAUAUCUAUAGGGAAGCUAAUGCGGCUGCUGAUUUUAUGGCUAAACUUGGAACUUCCAGUGUAAUGGAUUUUGUUUUGUAUGAAGAAAGUCCCCCUGGGAUUUCCUCCAUUUUGUUUCAUGAUCGUAUUGGGACUAUAUUCCCAAGAACUUCUGUAACCGCAUGACUUUAUCAAUAUAAUUCUCCUUUUUUUCAAAAAAAAAAAACAAAGAGGUUAUUAUUGCUGACACUCGAGAGGCUCACUAACAUUAAGAAGAAGCCUGCUGAGCAUGGUUGUCAAAAUCGAGUUUUAAAUCGUAAGAUCGUAAGAUUUUACGAUUUUAGGUAUGGAUUUCAAGUAAAAUAUAUGUUAAAAUUGGAAUCUCAUGAAAUCGGAAGGAAAAAUCGUAAAAUCGCAAUUUUAUGGUAAAAUCGGUUGAAAUCUCGAUUUUACUUUCAUGGAAAUUAAAGAAGAAGAGGCUUCCAGAAAUCCAAACACAAAUUUGGUCUCUAGUCUAGGGUGUGAUGAAUCAAGAAAUUGCAUAUGAAACUAGAAGAAACACAAGGCAGAAACCAUCUGUAUCAACAUAGAUGUAAAGAAACUAGAGACUGGUAUAGGAACAUAUUCUUAAGAAAGCAAUUUGGGGCAAGCUACGGACCGGUGGCUGUAGUAGUAAACACUGAGUAGCAAGCAACGAAUCACUGAAUAUCAUUCACUUUUAGCAAAUUCAUACAAGUUUAAGCACCAAACAUCAAGAAAUUGCAGAAUAUGAAACAAAAACACCCAAGGCGGAAAUUUUGGAGAAAGGCAGAUCCAUAUCUGAAGGAGGGAUCCCACGAUCGGAGAAAAUGGAGAAAGGGGGUUCUGGAUGGGAGAAGAAUCAGGUGAUGACCGGUGAUGUAGGUGGAAGCUAUUGAUCGAAGGAAAAAAUUGAGAAAGGGGUCCUGGAUGGGAGAAGAAUCCAGCUUUUUUUUUUUUUUUUUUUGGCUAUCUGCAGCCUUAUUUU